Molecule: messenger RNA, 1519 nt
Organism: Schizosaccharomyces octosporus yFS286
Lineage: Eukaryota; Fungi; Ascomycota; Schizosaccharomycetes; Schizosaccharomycetales; Schizosaccharomycetaceae
Product: RSC complex subunit Rsc7
Exons: 1
Coding region: 131-1315 (394 amino acids)
Cellular component (GO): nucleus
Molecular function (GO): chromatin DNA binding
Source: RefSeq, a predicted model, not a curated record
CCUGACUCUUCGAACUCAGUAAGGGUAAGACUUGUACGACCUUACCACCAAAAGUCUGUUUAAAGUUGUUGGUCUUUAGAAAAAUAGUUAAUUCACGGUUCCUUAAUUAAAAGGUAAUACUUUUCAUGCAAUGGAAUCACCAGUAGGGUCUGAAAACUCAGUGCCGACGAAUCCUACGGUUAACUUGAAAAAACGCAGAGGACGACCUCCUAAAGGAAGUUACGCAGCAUUCGGUAGUGAUGAUGAAGACGACGAUGAAUAUUACGGUGGUCGCUCGCGUAGGAGGACGAAUCGUGCUCCAAGACCGAAGGUCUCAACACAGUCCUCUGGUAGCACGGUCGUUCCCAAAGAUUUGUAUGCACACCGUGCAGCCCUGGAAGAUGACGAACUCAAUUUUGGCGUAGUUGAUCCAGAAGGUGAGAAGAAAGUGAAUGAGCUUGGUUAUUUGAAUGGUGGACGCGAGUAUCGUUGUCGGACAUUUACUUGUCUGGGUAGAGGGAAUCGGUUGUAUAUGCUUUCGACAGAACCCGCGCGUGCUAUGGGCUAUAGGGACUCAUAUUUAUUAUUUCUAAAACAUCGUUCUUUACAUAAGAUUAUAGUGGAUGAUGCAGAAAAAUGGGACUUAAUUGAGCGUAAUAUUAUUCCACAUUCAUAUAAGGGAAGAGCAGUGGGAAUCGUCGCUGCGCGUUCUAUCUUCCGAGAAUUUGGUGCAAAAAUAAUUGUUGGUGGUAGAAGAAUCAUUGAUGAUUAUUGGGAAGGUGAAUUUCGUGCUCGUGGAUUUGCAGAAGGUGACCUAGCUGAUCCUGAGGAUAAGCUUCCCCCUCCAGGGAUGCCGUAUAAUCGAAAUCAAUAUGUUGCAUGGCAUGGUGCUAGCGCGGUGUAUCAUAUGCAACCUUCUUUUGAAGCUCAGUUACCUUCAGCGGUUAGGAAGCGUAAAAAGGACCCUCCUAAAGAUGCCACUUGGUUAUUUCAACAUGCAAAAGCGACUUCUGCUUAUAACAAUGAUCUCGCGAAAAAUCUCACACAAAAACAAACGACUGGCUAUUUUGAGCCGCAUUCUAAUUUACUUCAUGUUCCUCAAAAUUCGCAACCAUCUCGAACUGAGUGGACUCACAUUCCUCACGACCAAGAGGAGUCCAUCGUUCCAAAACUGGAUGUCUUAGUAUCUUUGAAUCCAGAAAUAGCACCUCAGGUUUCAUUAAUAAAUGUUCCGUUUUCAGUUCUUGCUUCCUGUCCUCCUCAUGUGCAGGAGGCAAUUAAAAGGCGACAAGAACAAGAACUAUUACAAGCAAGAAUGAACGGUACUUUGUGGUAAUUGAAGGUCUUUUUCUUUUUUCUUUUUACAAACAAAGUUGAAAGUCUUUGAAACGAUACCCUGUUGAAACUCUCGGGUUUUGAUAUAGAAAAAUGAACAAGCAAGCAAGCAUACUUUCUUUGUUGUUGGUCAUUGAACGAUGUUACGUAUGGAAUUUGGUUAGUAUAUAGUUAAUGAAUUGUUUUAUAAAUUUUUGGUUAUGGA